This is a messenger RNA of Priapulus caudatus, 696 nucleotides long. RefSeq names its product long-chain specific acyl-CoA dehydrogenase, mitochondrial-like. The transcript has 4 exons. The record is from RefSeq and is a predicted model, not a curated record. NCBI's taxonomy places the organism in Eukaryota, Metazoa, Priapulida, Priapulimorpha, Priapulimorphida, Priapulidae. The coding region runs from base 1 to 696 and encodes 231 amino acids. Gene Ontology annotation, molecular function: acyl-CoA dehydrogenase activity; flavin adenine dinucleotide binding.
AUGGAUCGGCCCGAGCCGGGCCAGUCGGAAAAGCUCACCGACAUCGGCACUCGACGUAUUUUCUCCGAUGAGCACGAUCUUUUUCGAAAGAAUGUGCGCCGUUUCUUCCAAGAGGAGGUCAUGCCCUAUCACGACCAGUGGGAGAUCGAUGGACAAGUAAGCCGUGAGGUGUGGGAGAAGGCGGGUGAAGCUGGACUGUUGGGAGUGAGUACACCUGCAGAGGAGGGAGGCAUUGGCAGUGAUAUCCUCACAAGCUCUAUCGUGUGGGAUGAGCAGGGGUAUUCUGGCGCAUCAGGCCCAGGAUGGGCCUUGCACUCAGACAUUGUGAUGCCCUAUAUAUGUCACUACGGAACUACCGAGCAGAAAGAGAAGUUCCUGCCUGCCAUGACAGCUGGAAAGAAAAUAGGAGCUAUUGCCAUGACAGAACCUGGAGCAGGCAGUGAUCUUCAAGGCAUUAAAACCAAUGCCAAAAAAGAUGGAGAUGGCUGGAUUCUUAAUGGAAGCAAAGUCUUCAUUACCAAUGGUCACAUGGCAGACGUUGUUAUUGUCGUAGCAGUAACAGACCCAACGGCCAAGAGUGCGGCCCGUGGUAUCAGCUUGUUUCUGGUGGAGGAGGGUAUGGAAGGGUUCAAGAAGGGCAAGAAACUGAAGAAACUUGGCUUGAAAGCACAGGUGCGGUUUCCGUCUUGGCAAUGA